Messenger RNA from Arabis nemorensis, 1437 nucleotides. NCBI's taxonomy places the organism in Eukaryota, Viridiplantae, Streptophyta, Magnoliopsida, Brassicales, Brassicaceae. The record is from the annotation of a GenBank genome assembly.
AUGUCGAUUGUUGUGGACGUAGAAGAGGUCAAUAGAUUAUCGGAUCUGAUAGCUCAAGAUGGAAAUGUUAGUGAGAGUUUGAGUACUAUGACUCAAGAUGAGAAUAUCUAUGAGAGAUUGAAGAAGGCGGCUCAAGAUGGGGAUAUCGAAAGACUCUACGAGUUGAUUGCAGAAGAUCCAAACAUUCUAGGACACUUUGAUGAAGUGCCUUUUUGUGAGACGCCACUCCACAUUGCAGCCGAGAAAGGGCAAACUCAUUUUGCCAUGGAGUUAAUGACUCUUAAGCCGUCGCUUGCUCUGAAGCUAAACACAUCAGGUUUCAGCCCAAUGCAUUUAGCUCUGCAAAACAACCAUACUCGCAUGGUGAGAAGGUUUAUAGCCAUUGAUAGCAGCUUAGUCAGCAUCAAAGGAAGAGGAAGGAUAACUCCUUUGCAUCAUGUGGCUCGUAUAGGUGAUGCAGAGUUGUUGAGUGAGUUCUUGUUUGCUUGUCCUUCUUCUGUAGAGGAUUUGACGAUAAAGUGUGAGAUGGCUGUGCACGUUGCUGUGAAGAACCACCAGAUUGAAGUAUUUAAGGUUCUAUUGGGAUGGCUCAAGAGAGAAAACAGGGAGGAAAUCUUGGACUGGAAGGAUGAAGAUGGUAACACAGUCUUCCAUAUUGCUGCAUUAAAUAAUCAAACCGAGGUUAUGAAGUUACUACGUGGAACCGUUAAAUUAAGAGCCAAGAACUUGGAUGGUCAAACCGCGAGGGACAUACUCUCUACUCUUUCCCCUGCCGCAACCAGCCUAUUCCAGAGGGCUGACCCAAGACUAUUCUUUCGACUUUUUGGAAGCACAACAACUCUUGCGGGAUAUUUGCACAAGAAACCAUCGUAUAUCGAAAAAUGGAACAAUCUCUUUGGGCUGACGAAUCUGAUGAGCAACACUAGACACAGAUCACUAAAUAGUAACGAUAGCCGCACUGUGAUACUUGUGGUGGCUAUACUGAUAGUAACCACUACAUACCAGGCUAGUCUUAAUCCUCCUGGCGGGUUUUGGCAAGAAGAUUCCUCAAAUCCCAAAGAUGACGAUGGUCACUAUGCUGGGCAGAUAAUAAUGCGUUCUCGCAAUGCCUUAUAUUUUCUUGUCCUCAACGGAAUUGCCUUCUUUUUAUCUCUCUCUGUGAUCAUGAUCCUCACAGUCGGACUCCCCAUGUGGAAGGUCCUCUACUUAUCCACAGCAGCUCUAGGGUUUGCUAUUUCGGCAUCCUUCUACGUUUCAUUACCAAAUACACCUAGCUCCUUACAAACUAUCGUCAAGCUUGUCUUCGUUUCGGGAUACCCAGUGAUUACAGCAGUUGUAGUAUGUGCUCCUCUCACGGAAUUCUUGCGCAAUACACUUCGUCGGGCCCAAGUGGACUUCCCCGCAAGGUACUUCACCUCACCUCAUGAGCUAUCGUGA